Messenger RNA from Hydra vulgaris (swiftwater hydra), 1275 nucleotides. RefSeq names its product opsin-3-like. The record is from RefSeq and is marked predicted. Lineage: Eukaryota; Metazoa; Cnidaria; Hydrozoa; Anthoathecata; Hydridae. Gene Ontology annotation, cellular component: plasma membrane; photoreceptor outer segment. Gene Ontology annotation, molecular function: G protein-coupled photoreceptor activity. Gene Ontology annotation, biological process: phototransduction; G protein-coupled receptor signaling pathway; cellular response to light stimulus.
CUUAGCACAAUUCAAUGACUGUUUUAAUUUUGACGUAAUAACCUAAGAAUCUUCUAUGUUCUUCAAACCAUCAGCUGAGUAAAGUUCCGUGAGAAUAUGGCUGCUAGUGAAACCGCAAAUAUUUUCCUUUCAACGAUAAUUCUUGCGUCAGUUGUAUUAAAUACGACAGCAUGUUAUAUAAUUUUGUUUAAAGUGAAGAAGAAGAAGUUGACACAUCUGUUUAUUAUCAGCAUAUCAGUUGCAAAUUUGAUUGAAUCUAUAGUUGGGUUAACACCUCAACUUUUCAUAUCUAAUGAAUUGAUAUUGGUAAAAACACCGUUGUGUGUCAUAAACUCUUUUGCAAUCAUGGGACUCGCAAUAACAAGCAUAACCCACAUAUCAGUACUUUCUCUCAUCAGAAUUGUUGUUAUAAAAUAUCCAAUUUUCUAUUAUAAAACCUGCAAGAAAAUGUGGUGUAAAGUAAUUUUGAUAUCGAUAUGUUAUAUUUACGGUUUUGGCUGGGCAACGGUUCCUUUGAUUGGUUGGUCAAAAUAUGUAUUAGAUCUUGAUAAGAUGCGAUUUUCGUUAGAUUGGAAGUUGACUCAAGCAGACUCCUUAUCCUUUAUUCUGACACUUUUGGUUUUCUGCAACAUUUUGCCUGGAGCCGUAAUAGCAUUAACAACAUAUAUAGGAACAAAAACGAUUUCUAAACAAAAAUCAAAUGAAGUUAGUCAAACUGAAAAAGAAAAACCUGUUGAUAUUUUAGAAAAAUACUAUUUGAGAGUUUUUACUUUAUCAGCACUAAUGUUUUUUUUCAUAUGGACACCUUAUGCAAUUGUUGGCAUAUUGACGUUGUCAAAGUUUGUUAUUCCAACACACUUUGUGACAGUUGCAGCAUUGUUUGCAAAGCUGUCGACCAUUUCAAAUGUUCUAAUUAAUUGUUUUAUUAACAAAUCUUUUCAAAACCAAUUGCUAAGUUUAGGAAUCAUUCAAGCUUUCAUUAACAAAAGUAAAAGAGUUUCGCCAGUUUUCCCGGAAAAAUAAAUUUCUAUUUAAAACAUAAAAGUUCACUCGUGUGAAUACAAAAAUAAAUACAGAAACGAAUUAAUGUAAUGAAUAGGGAAAAAAAACUUUAUGAUCGCCAAUUUUUUUGUUUUAGACUUGAUUUUUUUUAAAUUGUAACAUGGCGUUUGGACAUAUUUCCACGACAGGUGUUUUACUCUUUUCGGAAACUCUGAGUGGAAAAUUUUAUUUGUAUUAUUUAAAGGAGUUUAUUGACUGCUAGCGCUAAUAUUG